Messenger RNA from Coprinopsis cinerea okayama7#130, 246 nucleotides. RefSeq lists its product as hypothetical. The record is from RefSeq and is a predicted model, not a curated record. The transcript has 4 exons. The coding region runs from base 1 to 246 and encodes 81 amino acids. NCBI's taxonomy places the organism in Eukaryota, Fungi, Basidiomycota, Agaricomycetes, Agaricales, Psathyrellaceae.
AUGGACACUAUCAAACAGGACUCGGUUCGGAGGCAUAGAUUUGUCCAGUUCUGUAUUCAAUUCGCCAGUUUGACACUGGUGUACUACGACUACCUCUUAACGCUCGGUCGCGAGGUUCAAUAUGUCUGGAGGCGCAAGUUCCAUGUGCUGACAGUGAUAUUCUUUUUCUGCCGAUACUCCACCAUAUCGAACGUAGUCUUCUUGUUCGGUCUUGUGCAUAAGUUCGAUAAGAUUAGGGGGUUCUAG